AUGUCUGCAUCCAGAGAUCACUUCGCUGAGGCCUGGAAGAGAAGCGUCACCCACAAACUGAAUACGGGGACCCAUCUCGAUAUGCCUCGUCCCGAGGAGCCCCCUAAAGUAUCCAUCUACGCUACUCAUGAAUUUGCGCAUACCAACAAGCCUUUUCUGACCUGGAACCCGGCACUCAUGCUAUGGCGUCGUUCAAAGCCUGAUGUUCCCGAGGUCCAGCAGACUCUGAUAGACCUCAUGCCUGGAGACAACUUCGAACAACUGGAGAAGAUCUACCAGCAUCUGUACGCCGUCGCAGAGCUUGAAGAGCAUCACAAAGCUAGACUGGCAAAGGCAAACACCGAGUUGGAGGAAUGGAAGCAUGUCGCUGAAGAUUGUCGUGCCCGUUUCGAUGAAGCGAAGAAAAGUGGCGAUUAUGUUGCUGUCGCAUGGCACGAGGCCAUACUUGACCGAGUACAGGGUAGAGUCAUCCUUUGGGGGAAGAUCGUUGCCCGAGAACGAAGACGGGUUCGGCGACAGGAGUCCAGGGUUGAUGAACUGGAGACCCCAUAUCUCGAAGCUAUGGAUGUACUCGAGCAGAGCCCAGAGCAUCUCAGGCUUGUCUCUCAGUGCUGA
This is a messenger RNA of Aureobasidium melanogenum CBS 110374, 615 nucleotides long. RefSeq lists its product as uncharacterized. The record is from RefSeq and is a predicted model, not a curated record. NCBI's taxonomy places the organism in Eukaryota, Fungi, Ascomycota, Dothideomycetes, Dothideales, Saccotheciaceae. The transcript has 2 exons. The coding region runs from base 1 to 615 and encodes 204 amino acids.